AUGCGCUGCCCCACCGGAGCUCCGCCUUCGGGACCCGACGUCCUGCCUUCCCGAAUGACCCCCGCCCAGAUACGCACACUGGGCAUCACCAGGGCCUCGUAUCCGCCUUUCCGCGAGUCCUUCUUCUUCGACCCGCGUGCUAACUCAGCGCUCAAGAAGGGCGGAAGGGCGCCAGAUCGAUUCGUGUACGCACGAGACUCGAGACGGAUGUGGACAACUCAAGGCCCCAGGAUCGACUCGCGUCUGCCAAAGACGACGGUGAAACCUGGCACUGCCUUCCGGAACGAAUGCCUAAGUGCCGACCAACUCUACAGCUCCAACCGCAACUCGUUGGGCUACGAAGUCCAUCGAUCUUUGCGAGGCACCAGCUUGUGCAGUACCUCUAAGCGCUUCAACCAUAAAUCUGUCACUCCAGAGUGUGUUGGUCCUGGAUCCUACGAUGUGAUGAAGAAGCCAAAAGGUCUACUUACAGACCCUCCUGCUCGCCAAAGUGGCGAUUUUCCUCCUCCUAAUCGACUUGCGCACUGGGGCGGGCGGCCUGACUCACGAUCGAUGGACAGUGCGGGUAAAUGGAAGUAUACAUCUGAAAUACCAUCCGUCACGAAAUUCUCGUUCCGCAAGGCGCGGGCUUCGACGUGGAUUGAACAGGUUGAGCAUCGACAGCGGAGAGAAGACCCGUUGGCACGAAAGCCUGAAAUCGGCUUGGUUGUUCGUCCAGAGCAACGACUCCCCCAAUAUUUGCAAGGAACCAGUAAUCCAGUUCAUACCAACCAGGCUCCUAAGCAGAACGCACCAACUCCAAGCUCGGCCCCAGGACGAGCCCGUUCUUUAGUUGUCUCGCUCUACCCUCAAGGAAGUAGCGAAAGCAAGGAUACCGACUAA
Molecule: messenger RNA, 882 nt
Organism: Phytophthora nicotianae INRA-310
Lineage: Eukaryota; Oomycota; Peronosporomycetes; Peronosporales; Peronosporaceae
Exons: 4
Coding region: 1-882 (293 amino acids)
Source: RefSeq, a predicted model, not a curated record